This is a messenger RNA of Closterium sp. Naga37s-1, 696 nucleotides long. The record is from the annotation of a GenBank genome assembly. Lineage: Eukaryota; Viridiplantae; Streptophyta; Zygnematophyceae; Desmidiales; Closteriaceae.
AUGGCCAUCCGCGCGCAAAAAGGGGCUACCCCGUGGGCGGUUCUCGCGAGCAGCGGUGUCGUCGCGCUGCUGGUCACGUGUCUGCUGAGCAGCAGCGUGGCGAAGUUCGCGAUCGCGCAACCCGCGCCGGCAGUCUCAGACCGGGCGGUGCAAACGGUCGGGCCGACCGUUGCGCCCGCGGCUAGAUCAGGGAAGGAUUUCCCGCCGAUUGAUCCUGACUGGGAGGCGCAGAUGCAGUCCAUCAUCCAGCAGGUGUCCAACCAGACGGUCCUCUCCUCAUUUGCCCAGUUUUACUCUAACCACUUUAAAUCUGAACAGCUGUACAUCGAUCAGAAUGCAACCAUCCUCAUCCCCACCAACGUCGGCUAUUGGCGCUUCGAAACCCAAUGGGACACCCUCACCCGCAGGCAGAGGCGCCGGUUACUACGUUACCACAUUCUCAAGGGGCGUUACACUGCGAGGCAGCUCCUGAAUGCUGCUCCGCUCACACUCUUUCCAACUCUGAACCUGAACCUGCCGCUAAACAAGACUCUUAAGCCAAAUGAAGUGUAUUUCCAGUCAGUUCCGGCGACGAGGUUCGUGUCGCCACUGAGCGUGCCGAAUGCAGGGCUGACAGAUAAUUUCGCUGCGCAUGGAGUGACGAUGGUCCUCCUGCCGCCCAACCUUAACUGCACCUGGUCUUCCUGCAAAGGCUAA